Molecule: messenger RNA, 903 nt
Organism: Alternaria atra
Lineage: Eukaryota; Fungi; Ascomycota; Dothideomycetes; Pleosporales; Pleosporaceae
Exons: 1
Coding region: 1-903 (300 amino acids)
Biological process (GO): dolichol-linked oligosaccharide biosynthetic process
Cellular component (GO): UDP-N-acetylglucosamine transferase complex
Source: RefSeq, a predicted model, not a curated record
AUGGCACCCCCGCCAUCCUCCCUCUACACGCUCUCCUUCGCGAUUGCGACUCUGGCUACUCUGCUCGUUGCUGCAACACUACGUCUACUCGCCAUCCUCCCAAAUGCGCGCUCUAAGUCUACACCACUGCGCAAGCGCCCGCUCGCAACACGCGUCCUCAUCGUGCUAGGAUCGGGCGGACACACACACGAGAUGUUCUACCUACUUCGAGAUCUGGACACACGGAAGUACACACACCGGACAUACGUGGUCAGCAGCGGAGAUGCAUUCUCGGCACAGCGCGCCGCAGAGUUUGAGCGAGGACUUGAGGACAAAGAAAAGGAACGGUUGCGGAAGCAAGAUACAGAGAAAGAGGUAGUCCAUCAGGAUGGCACAGGAAGGAGACCGGUGAUGGAGAUCACAAAUGCAGACGGCACAACGCAUGUGAUGGGAAACACGACGGGCGAGAGGCCGGGAUGUACCGGACCAGACCAUUAUAAUAUCGCUGUCGUCCCUCGCGCACGCAAGAUACACCAACCACUCCUCACAACGCCUCUAACAUCACUUUACACGCUCGUGGCAUCCUUCACGCCUCUCCUCCGCGCACCACCACUUCUAGCCGGUCAAGCCCCCACGACACCAUACGAAGCCACAGCCGCCGAUCUACCGGACCUUAUCAUCACCAACGGCCCGGCCACGGCCGUGAUCCUGAUCUUCGCGAGCCUAAUACUGCGCUACUUCAAUAUCAAGGGCGCAAACAGCAGGGGGAAGUGCAAGACAGUGUACGUGGAGAGCUUCGCACGGGUCAAGACAUUGAGUUUGAGCGGAAAGCUGCUGCUAAGGGUUGUGGAUCGAUUCCUGGUACAGUGGGAGGAGUUGAAGGGCGCGGGAGGACGAGCAGAAUACUGGGGGAUUCUGGUAUGA